AUGCGCUUCAUCUACGCCCUCCAGGCCGGGCUUCUUCUGGUCGUGUCCACCUCGGUCAACGCUUGGAACAGACUCGACAAAGACAAUGCCGCCCUCCUAAUCGUCGACUACCAAGUCGGCCUCGCCCAGCUCGUCCGCGACUACGGAACCAAUGACUUCCGCAACAACAUGCUGGCGCACGCCGCCCUAGGCACAACCUUCAAUCUCCCCGUUGUCAUGACCACAUCCUCCGACGAAGGCCCGAACGGCCAGAUGCUCAAGGAGAUCCUGGACAUGUACCCCAACACGACUCUGAUCCGUCGACAGGGCGAAGUCAACGCAUGGGACCACCCUGACUUCCGCGCGGCCGUCGCAGCCACGGGUAAGAAGCAAAUGAUCAUCGGCGGGAUCGUGACGGAAGUCUGCACGACGUUUUUGGCGCUCUCGCUGGUGGAUGAGGGGUAUGAGGUUUAUGCGAAUACGGAGGGGUCCGGCACAUUUGAUCCGCGGCUUGCAGAGGAUGCGAAUCGGCGCAUGGAGAGGGCGGGCGUUACGCUUAUGGGGUGGUGGGCGAUCUUGUGUGAUUUGUUCCGUGAUUGGAGGCAUGUCCCGGGGUUGGCGGAGCUGCUGCCUACUAUUGACAGGUACCUCUUUGCUUACGGCCUUGUUGCUCGCCAUCACGGCGCGGCAAUCGUCAACGGCACUCUUGCUGAAAUUGAGCGAGAGCUCAUCGCAAACUAA
Aspergillus calidoustus is the source of this 720-nucleotide messenger RNA. NCBI's taxonomy places the organism in Eukaryota, Fungi, Ascomycota, Eurotiomycetes, Eurotiales, Aspergillaceae. The record is from the annotation of a GenBank genome assembly.